AUGCUCCGGCUAGGCCGGCCGUGCGCUCUGCACGCGCUCUGCCCCGGCGGGCUGCUGCACGUCUCCAGCAGGAGCGCCGCCUCCGGGGAAGCGGUUACCGGCAGCCUCCCGGCGGGCGCGGGACUCCCGAUCGGCCAGGUGCAGCCCAGCCCGGGAGUCGAGAAACGGGCGCCGCGCAGGACGCGCUGGAGGGGCAGCCGGAGGCUCCUGCGGGAAGCGCUGCUGUUGCUGCUGCAGCAGCCGCCAAGCCCCGGGCGCUUCUGGUUCCCGGCCGCCGGGGCUGAUCCGCGCCACGGAAGAGAGGGCGACCCGCAGAAGGGGAGGCGGGCUGCCCCCGCCAGCUGCUCUCCGAGAUCACCCUGCAUACGGUCGGGAGAGGUAGCGGCGGCCUCGGGUCCAGGAAGGUGGGAGACUAGUGAAACUGCAGGAAACGACCGUGCAGAUCCUAGCCAGGAGAAUGGAAAGAAACCUAACAAAUCCCAGCAGCUGAAGAAAGUUUUUAAGGAAUACGGAGCUGUAGGAGUUGGAUUCCAUGUUGGGAUUUCUUUGAUGUCUCUAGGAAUGUUCUAUCUAGCCGUGUCAAGUGGAGUGGACAUGACUGCCAUCCUCUUCAAGUUGGGAUUUGAUGACACUCUUGUGCAAUCCAAGUUGGCCGCUGGGACGAGUACUUUUGUUUUGGCCUACGCUAUCCACAAACUGUUUGCUCCAGUCCGCAUCAGCAUCACCUUAGUCUCUGUGCCAUUACUUGUGCGAUAUUUUCGGAAGAUAGGUUUCUUCAAACCUCCAGCUCCAAAUCCAUGAUUAAAUCACUGGAAGAAAACUAGGCUGCCACCUCAGUUAAUAUAAAAU
This is a messenger RNA of Lacerta agilis (Sand lizard), 849 nucleotides long. RefSeq names its product family with sequence similarity 210 member B (gene MIMS2). Bases 1 to 801 code for a protein of 266 amino acids. The transcript is spliced from 4 exons. The record is from RefSeq and is a predicted model, not a curated record. NCBI's taxonomy places the organism in Eukaryota, Metazoa, Chordata, Lepidosauria, Squamata, Lacertidae. Gene Ontology annotation, cellular component: mitochondrion.